Messenger RNA from Talaromyces amestolkiae, 1164 nucleotides. RefSeq lists its product as uncharacterized. Gene Ontology annotation, molecular function: O-methyltransferase activity. The record is from RefSeq and is a predicted model, not a curated record. The transcript is spliced from 4 exons. Lineage: Eukaryota; Fungi; Ascomycota; Eurotiomycetes; Eurotiales; Trichocomaceae. Bases 1 to 1164 code for a protein of 387 amino acids.
AUGGAUAGUGUCGUAUUGCAGAUCAAAGAAGUUGUCGGCAAGGCUGAUGCGACAGCCAAAGACAGGAUGCUGGAUAUCCUGGAGAAUCUUAUCUUGGAGCUUCGAGAUCCAAUGGAUGUCCUCUAUAACACGUAUGGAGCGGCAAUUCAAAUGCCCAUGGCCAAAGUCGGUGCAGACAUCGGUGUCUUUCGAAAGUUGGCCGAGUUGCAGCCCGCAUCUUCACGGACAGUUGAUCAACUUGUUGGUGAGACAGGGGCUGAUGCCGAAUUGCUAGAACGGCUUCUUCGGUAUCUUGCUUCUAUAAAUUAUAUCCAGGAGGUUGGCCUGGAUGAAUAUACCGCCAACAAGUUUACGCAUAUGCUAGCCAAUCCUGUGCUGGAAGCUUCUUUGACUCAUGGAGUCGGCAACAUGAAUCCUGCAAUCAACGCUGCCCCAGCAUUCCUCAAAGAAAUAGGCUACAAAAAUGUUAACGACAGCUCCAACACCCCUUUCCAAAAAGCCUUCAACACGAACCUCAAAGCAUUCGACUACAUAUCUCAAAGCCCCGAGAUGUUUGGCUCUCUACAAGUCGUCAUGACCGCAUUUGAGUCAACCAACUGGGUUGAGGGUUUUAACAUUUUCCAAGAUGAAGUCAAUGCCCUGUCUACACAGCCCUCCACACCUAAGAGACAGUUUCUAGUCGACGUCGGCGGUGGCCACGGCCACCAAUGCGUCCAACUCCUCCAGAAAUAUCCUUCUCUCCACGGCAGAUUAACCCUCGAAGACCUCCCUGAAGCCGUCGAAAAGGCUCCCCGCAAAGAAGGAAUCUCAUACAUAGCACAAGACUUUUUCAAACCGCAAGUCUGCCACGGCGCAAAAUUUUAUUACAUGCGCCGUAUUAUGCAUGACUGGCCGGAAAAUGAAUGCGUGAAGAUUCUGAGACAGUUAGUUGAUGUAUUUGCCGACGAUUCGAGGAUAUUGUUGGAUGAGGUUGUGCUUCCGGAUACGGGUGCGCACUGGCAAGCGACGAUGGCGGAUUUGUCCAUGAUGGUUGUUUUUGCGGGCGCGGAGAGGACUAGACGAGCAUGGAAUAGGCUUGUGGCGAAGGCCGGUUUGAAGAUAAGCCAUGCGCAUACCUAUGAUGCGAAGAGGGGGUAUUCAGUUAUUGUUCUGGAGAAGCUGUAG